GAGGGUAUACCAGACGCGACACGCAUCCCUCCGAAACAAACUCGAACGGGACGAGUCGCAGUGGAAAGUCUCCGAGAGAGUGGGAAUACGCGUCUAGUACAUGAGGCUAUGGCGAGUCGAAGCCUGAGUUAGUCUCUCUGGAACCGCCAUGUUUUAAACGUUGCUAAACCGUUUCUUGUACUUCGUGUCCGCUCUCUGGAAGUGUCUCCGAGCCGAGGCCUGGAAGAGGACUUGGCGUCUCACGAAAGGAAGAGGAAGACAAGGAAAACGUCACUAGCUGUAAAAGCUCCACGAAACCGCUCUUCAAAAUCAACCGACUGUUUAUUGAAUCCGCCCCUGCAUUAUCGUCGAUUUCUCCUAUUCUUUUUUUCUCUCUCUUCUUCCUCCUCUCCAUCCUCUUUCAUCUUAUACUUCGUCUUCGCGUAUUUAUUUUCUCCUCUCUUUUUUUUUGCUUUUCUUGUGGUUUUCUUCCUUUUUUCUCUCUCUCCCUUUCACCUUGCGAAGAAUUUCAAAGGAGAGAGACACUAAUUCACUUCGGCGUUUCAAUUCUCCACUCUUCUUGCAUAGUUGCACGUAUAUUUGCAACUGACCUGUGCAACGACGGACACAGAAAAUCCCCCUGUCAUUGAAGAACACCGACUAGUUACUUCCUCUUUAAUUAUUAAAGUGUAGACCAUGAAGAACAUUGCUUUUGCAACUACAGUAUCUUAUUAAGUCUAUGCUAUUUCUUACGAACAAAAGAGACAUUCCAAGACUUGAUUUCUAAAAGGAAGAGAAGAAGAAGAGAAAAGGAGGAGAAGGAGAAGGAAAGAAAAAAGGAAGGACACAGCAAAACAUCAAAAGGAAAAUAUCAGUCCGGUAUGAAUAACGUUGCAAUUUAGAAAAGACGUUUGUUAAAGUGAUUUUUUUCUGUCGGAUCGUGCAACAUGGGAAGAGCGUCUGCAAUCUCUCUCCUUCUGGUAGCACUUGCACUGGUCUACCCUGCCUCGACGAAGCAGAGGGCGCGGCGACCCCUUCGGAGCAGCGUCCCCGAAGAUUGCAGAAGCAGCGAAUUGCACGUGACCCCUGAGCAGCCAGCAUGGGUCGUCUCGCCAGGUCACGCCGUGUCAGGGGUCACUGACGGGUCACAACAGAUUUGCAAGUGGACAGUUAAGGCUCCCCCCGGCCAUGGCGUGGUGAUCGAGGUAGCGGACCUUCGCCUGCGUCGGUCGAGGCGAUGUGCCGCCAGUCGCGUCCUGGUGCAAGCCGGACUUUCGGCUCAACAGGCCAGACUCAGGCCGCUUGUCAGGUUUUGCGGAAGAGGCCCGAAGAAUCCGCUCUGGAAGACGACCUUUUCCGAAGUGAACAUCGAAUACAAGAGCAACGGCGCCACGAGGAAGAAGUCGGAAGUCAAAAACAAGAGCGCGACGAAAUCCCCUUCGCAAAAACUCGUUACUUACGAGGACAGACCAUCGGCAAAUUCGGCGAGAGGAAGUCGUCCUUCUUCUUCUUCUUCUUCGUCGUCGUCGUCGUCGUCUUCUUCUUCUUCUUCUUCGUCGUCAUCGUCGUCGUCGUCGCCGUCGUCGUCAUCGCCGUCCUCACACCUCACAAGAGCCGAGAAGAUCGCCCGCAUCAAAGCUCUCCAGAGGCUUUACAAUCUGCGUUCGUCCGACCGGAAGGCCCCUCCGUCGGCGCGAUACCAGCCUGCGUCGCAAGGGAGACAUCAGUAUUACAGUUACCAACAGAAUACCAACAGCAGGCGCUUCUACAGGCACUCGAACGGCACUGGGGACGGUAGCGGGUACGACCCCACGAACGACACCAUAGUAAUCGACGGCGACGACUUUGUGUACGACGAGGAGAGCCAUGCCUUCGGGGCGAUCACAGGGGCCUCAGCUGCCGCGCCGUCGGUCCGGCUCUUCAGCGUGGGGGAACCGACGUGGAUCAGCAACGACUUCAUCCUACACGACGGGAUGAACGUGACCGAGGCGGAGAUGGAGGAGGAGGAGGAGGACGAGAUGGUAGAGAGCCCGAGGAAGACCCAUAAACGGAAGAAUAAGAAGAACAAGAAGAAAGCCAAACGCAAGAAGCAAGGCAAGAAACAGAGGGCGAAGGAGGACGCUUUGGAAGACGAAGACGGGUCCUUGGAGAGGAUUCCGAGGUCGGCCUGGGCGCCCUCGAGCAGCAGCUAUCGAGGGAGCUCCCGACGCAGCUACCACCGCACCAGAUACUACACGGUGAGUCGAGGGCGUCCUUCGCGGAGGAAGCAGUACCGGGUCACCAUCUCGCGCCACAACCCGCCGGCCCUCCCCCCUCCCCCCGCCAAGCCCCAGCGAGAACCGGUCACCAGUUCGUCCCAGUCGCGCGGACACAACGAAAUCAUCCCCCACAAGCCGUCGAAACACGUGCCGGAGAGCUCCAAGGAGGUCUACUAUCCUUCCAAGACGUUCGGCUUCUUGAACCCGAAGCCUACGAAGCCCGAGGCCGAAGCGGCACCGGCGACACCCUCCGCUGGCCACGACAGGCGGGAGCUCUUUGUGCUGAAGGUUCGCUCUUUCAAAAGCCAUUGCGGAGGCGAAAUCACAGCUGAUCGCGGGCGUUUCACCAGCCCUGGAUACCCGCAGAAAACGGGUGGCAAAAAUUCUUGUUUCUGGAGAUUUAAAACCCCUCCUGGAAGUCACUGGAAGUUGCAAUGCACGCACUUCCGCAUUCGUAAAUCUCGAAACUGCAUGCGGGACCACCUUGCAAUCCGCAUCAAUGACGCUGACUGGACGAGGUAUUGUGGUCGAGAAGGUCCGAGUGUAGCACUGACUUCCUCUCACGCAGCUUACGUCGACGUCGUCCUCAACACCUUCAGGAACGACUCAGCGAGAACCAUCUGUUCUUGGGAGUCUAGAUACCUUGGAGGAGCACAAAACCACUACGGCUACCGGCGUUACUGGAGCUACAACCUCACCCGCAUAACCACGCCACCACCAACAACCACAACGACCACCACCACAACCACUCCGCCGCCCUCGCUCGCGUACCACCAGACAUGGAGUUGCAACGACUAUCGAAAACUCACUUCGGACCACACGAUGUGCCGUUCAACACCGCCCACCUGCUCCGUCUACCUCGAGGGCGUGACGAGCAGCGAGAGGGCGUUCAUCCUCGACGCCCACAACAAGUACAGGGCCAUCGUCGCCCGAGGGGAAGAGAGCGAGGGGCUUCCGGGGCCUCAGUACUCGGCGUCGGACAUGCAACAGCUGGUGUGGAACGAGGAGCUGGCGCAGGUGGCUCAGGCGUGGGCGUCUGCUUGUCCGGAUUAUCACGACUGCCAGGACUGCAGGCGUGUUCUGUCCAGGGAUUACUACGUAGGCCAAAAUAUUUUCUAUGAAUGGAGUAGUAGUAACGGCGGCUCAGUGUGGGAAACAGCGGUCAGACUCUGGUAUGAGGAGGUCAAAUAUGUGCCCAACUACCUCACGAAAAGUUUCCGGAUGAUGGACCACGCCGUGAUAGGCCACUACACGCAGCUGGUGUGGGCGGAGACGAGGGAGGUCGGAUGCGGUGCCACCUACCACGACUGCUCCAAGGUUUUCAAGGGAAGAAUGUGGAAGUUGAAAUGCAAGAUCUACGUGUGCAACUAUGGGCCGACGGGAAACUACGUCAGAAAAGCAAUGUACAGCAUAGGCCCACCGGCGUCAGCAUGCCCAGCUGAUACUCGGCCGUCCAUACAAUACCCUGGUCUUUGCACUCUUCGCUGACAAACAGUUUAGCUACCUUUUCUCUGUUCGUAUUGACGUAAACUCGGGAUAUCUGUACUCUGUGCUGAUUAAUAAUGCCUCUGACUGAGGUAAUGUAAGCAAGUAUUCGAGCUCUGAGUUACACCGAAAUGUAUAAAUAUAGGACGUUUUCUUCGGUCGAUCCAGUGUUAAUAUAUUCUACACAAGGAAGACAAGAACUACUGUGUGCUAUAGCUUAAAGGAUCUCCUGUCCUUCCUACCAGUGUAAAGGAGGUGUGUAUAUAAUAUACUCCAAACCAGGGUUAUGCAAGGUCUCUAUACUGAUACAUGUGAUGCUCCACUUGUGCUUUUAAGAUGUGCCUUUACCGAGUUCUCCACUUUUAGUAAAGAAGAAAGAGUGAGAAGGAUGCAACUUGAGAAGAUAAUAUAUAAACGAGUAAAUAAAUAGGUAAAUUAAAGGCUAGUUCAUGUGUUUUUUAAGCUAUUUUUUCUAACAAAAGGUGUGAUUCCAUGUGUGUGAAUUGUAGUAAAAAAGAUGCCCACCAUAAUAAAAAAAAGGUUUAUUUACUGUCAGAUCUGAUCCACAGACUUCUAAAAAGAAGGAAAAUGGAAUUUAAUUCUCACUAAUACAUGGUAUUUUUCCUUAUGACUAAAAGUACUUCUUAAUGUUACAACAAAGUGCCAUACAAAUUAUCUUCGUGUCUAUAGGACAAGUAUCACAUUGAAAGCGUUUUACUAUGACGUAACUUUGUAUUAUGUCGAAUUGGCUGUGACCUGUGGAAUGGAAGACAUUAACUAAAUAUAU
Messenger RNA from Penaeus indicus, 4509 nucleotides. RefSeq lists its product as uncharacterized. Gene Ontology annotation, cellular component: extracellular region. The record is from RefSeq and is a predicted model, not a curated record. The transcript has 14 exons. Lineage: Eukaryota; Metazoa; Arthropoda; Malacostraca; Decapoda; Penaeidae. Bases 927 to 3725 code for a protein of 932 amino acids.